AUGAGCCGCCCAUCGGCAAAACUAUGCGCUGAGUGCUUCCCGAGCGCGCUGCGGGCGCCUCGAGGCCUCCGCCCUACAACCUUGCGGGGCGCCACCCGUAGAUCCUACGCUUCUGAACAGAAGGCACUCGAUACUCUGCGACGACCCAGUCCGUUUCCGUUGGUAUGUGUGUCUUCGGGGCGGGUCCCACGCCCCCAGUUAGCUGUGCGGUCUCCGCAGAAGGGGCGGGGUCUGGCUACCGUGUCGGAGGGCAACAACACAACCGCCAGCCCGCCGCAGGACGGGCCGAUGAGGGAGUACGACGUGCGUGUGGAAGAGGGAAGGUUGAGGGAUGAUGAGUAUCAAAGAGGUAUCAUCCAGAAUCUACAGGAUCUCUUCGAAGCACUGAAAGAAUAUACACCUCCGAAAGUCGUCCACCCCAAACCCGAAACUCUGGACCUCAGCCAGCAGAAAUCCUUCUUCGGGUCUUUGUUCGGUUCGAAGAAGCCUGCCAAAUCUGCCGUUCCCGAUAACCUCCCAAAGGGACUGUACAUGUAUGGCGAUGUCGGUUGCGGAAAGACCAUGUUGAUGGAUCUAUUCUUCGACACGUUGCCGCCCAACAUAGCACAUAAGACGCGCAUUCACUUCCACAACUUCAUGCAGGAUGUACAUAAGCGCUUGCACGUGGUGAAGAUGGAGUACGGAAAUGACUUCGAUGCGCUACCAAUGGUUGCGGCGGACAUCGCCGAGCUCGCCGGUGUGCUUUGCUUUGACGAGUUCCAAUGUACCGAUGUAGCUGAUGCAAUGAUCCUGCGACGUCUGCUUGAACUUCUCAUGUCCCACGGCGUUGUCCUCGUGACUACCUCUAACCGUCACCCUGACGAUCUGUACAAAAAUGGCAUUCAGCGCGAAUCCUUCAUUCCAUGCAUCAAUCUACUUAAGACCGAUCUGAGCGUUAUCAAUCUCAACUCCCCGACCGAUUAUCGGAAAAUCCCCCGGCCUCCGGCGGCCGUUUACCACCAUCCCUUGGGCAAGGCAGCUCAGAGCCAUGCGCAGAAGUGGUUUGAGUACUUGGGUGAUCCUGUCGAUGACCCCCCUCACACGGCCACCCAGGUUGUGUGGGGCCGCGAAAUCAAGGUGCCCCGGGCUAGUGGCAAGGCCGCACAGUUCACCUUCCAGCAGCUCAUUGGCUCGGCGACAGGUGCUGCCGAUUACCUAGAACUCGUCCGACAUUACGAUGCAUUUAUUGUGACCGAUGUGCCGAGCAUGAACCAUACUCAGCGCGAUCUUGCGAGGCGAUUCAUUACCUUCAUUGAUGCGGUGUAUGAGAGCAGGGCUAAACUAGUCCUCACCACCGAAGUGCCCCUAACAAACCUAUUCAUCUCCGAAGCAGAAAUGAAGAAUACUCUAAAAGAGGAAGGCGAUCACUCGGAUCUCUCCGAUGCCAUGCGCAACCUUAUGGACGACCUUGGCAUGUCCGUGCAAGCACUGAAGAACACUUCUAUCUUUAGCGGUGACGAGGAACGGUUCGCCUUCGCACGUGCACUUUCCCGUCUUGCGGAGAUGGAGAGCAAGGAGUGGGUGGAGCGCGGUAUUGGCCCUGGGAAGAGUCCUGCGGAGAACCAGAAGGAACGUGAAGCUUGGCGGAAGACGAGAAGUCAUUGGAGUGAGGACAAUAUGUAG
Messenger RNA from Penicillium bovifimosum, 1662 nucleotides. Its product is annotated as AFG1/ZapE family ATPase. The record is from RefSeq and is a predicted model, not a curated record. Gene Ontology annotation, molecular function: ATP binding; ATP hydrolysis activity. The coding region runs from base 1 to 1662 and encodes 553 amino acids. Gene Ontology annotation, biological process: protein quality control for misfolded or incompletely synthesized proteins. The transcript has 4 exons. Gene Ontology annotation, cellular component: mitochondrion; cytoplasm. NCBI's taxonomy places the organism in Eukaryota, Fungi, Ascomycota, Eurotiomycetes, Eurotiales, Aspergillaceae.